Molecule: messenger RNA, 700 nt
Organism: Dermacentor silvarum
Lineage: Eukaryota; Metazoa; Arthropoda; Arachnida; Ixodida; Ixodidae
Exons: 5
Coding region: 37-561 (174 amino acids)
Molecular function (GO): serine-type endopeptidase inhibitor activity
Source: RefSeq, a predicted model, not a curated record
UCUGAAACUUCUGUACUAAUACUUCACGAAUCUGCAAUGAAAGCUUUUAUUUACUUUGUUCAAAUGCUACCGCUUGUUUCUCUAGCAUCGGUAGGGAGCACUACGACAGAAUUGGUGUGUACCACCAACGCAAGCAUUGCUGAAAAUGUACUUGAGAAUGGAACCACUCCGACUGAGCCGAGCAGCACGGCAGCCAGCAACAUUACAGAAUUGGUGAAUGCCACCACCGCAAUCUUUGAUGAAAAUGUCUGUGAGAAUGGAACCACUCCGGCAGAGGCCAGCAACAAGACAGCCUUCAACAAGACUGAAUUUUCCUUACCAGAUUCCUGCAAAAUAAAGGCGAGUGAUGGGCUGUGUCCAGGACAGCCCAGAAAAACGGGCAACGCUUUCACACGAGAAAAUAUCAAGUGGACUUACAGCACCGAAUACGGUUUCUGCGGUCUGCAUCGAUGGGAUGGCUGUGGAAACACGACGAACAUUUAUUCGACUUGUAAGGAAUGUGAACUCAAGUGCAUUGAUCCCUCAGCAUAUACGUGCGACGAUUUUUAUUCUGAUGAAUAAAACUUCUUGGGGGCGAAUAGGCAGGUGACAGACAUUAUAAGCAAGCACCCCUCAUUCUAAAGUAUUUACAUAAGUUUUAUAUCUUUGAUUUCAUUGAACAGCCACACUUUGGAACAAUAAAUUAGCAAGUUUACGCGUC